AUGGUUAUGUGUCACAAGAAGGCAUCCGCUGAGCAACCUCUUCCUACGAGCAAUAUAAGUCUGGCUAAUGAUACAAAGUACACUAUUUACAUCGAAAAAUUCUUGCAAAGAUGCGAGCAAGACUUCAAUUUCAUCGAAGCAUUUGGAACACCGUUAUUUUUGGACGACAAUCUUAUGAGUGAUUACGGUGUGAAUCUGAGUAAAGAGGAGGCAGAAGGCGGAAUUACGGACGAUAUUUUGAAGCAGAAUGUAGAGAAAUAUGUAAAGAAUGCAGUUGCUCUACAGAACACAGCUAAUGAAACUUACAAAUACUUUGAGAAAGUUGUUAAUGAUACAUUCAACCCACGAGGAGCUGCCGCCAUACAACCAAAGUACAAGGAAUUGUGUGUCAUUCCAUCUAGGCUGAUUCCAAAAAACAACACACAGUUCCUCGAAAAUUUUAAGGAGGAAGUUGAACAGUUGGACAAACGAAAACCUCCUAUAUUCCGUCAAAGGGUGCUCAAAGCUUUAGCUCUGGUGAAGACCGAGAACCACAAAUGUUACGAUAUACCUCUAUUGUGGGAACAGUCACAGAUGUUGCUUUAUAGUACCAUCUCAGGACCUUAUCAAGGGCAGUGGUUAAUAUGUGUCUUUGUUGCUCUGCUCACGCUUCUCGAGUUCAUUGCUACGAUUCGAUUGUCUGCAGUGCUCAGUGCUCUGGAACAUUCUUCACUUUCAUCGUCAUCAUCAAAUGAAAAUAAAUCUCCUGGGACGAGGCGGAGCAGUUUGCGUAGUCACCUGGAGCCAACUGGAAAUGCGAUGAAGAGUCAGGCGGACCAGUUCACAAAAAGUCAAGCCGAUCAAGGAAGUAAAAGUCAAAAUAAUCAGAUGCAAGGCGAUCAACUGCCUCAGAGCCAAGUCGAUCAGACAAAAAGUCAAGCGAAUCAGCAGACGAAAAGCCCUCCCUAUCAUGUUUUAAUAACACAUGAAACUAAAGAAGACCAAGGGAACACAGUUAAGGAAGACAAACUACGGAAGGAUACUGCAAAGCCACCGGUCGAGAAAAAGCCCCAAGCACCCAAUGCUGCAAAGAAAACUUGA
Messenger RNA from Ostertagia ostertagi, 1080 nucleotides. The record is from the annotation of a GenBank genome assembly. Lineage: Eukaryota; Metazoa; Nematoda; Chromadorea; Rhabditida; Trichostrongylidae.